Molecule: messenger RNA, 1659 nt
Organism: Chaetomium fimeti
Lineage: Eukaryota; Fungi; Ascomycota; Sordariomycetes; Sordariales; Chaetomiaceae
Exons: 4
Coding region: 1-1659 (552 amino acids)
Source: RefSeq, a predicted model, not a curated record
AUGGUGAAUACUAUUCUAGGCCUCGAGAUAGUGCGCUUCCAUGCCCAUUACUACAUUCGUCGUCAUCAGUACAAUGGCUCGUUCACCAGCUUGAGGGUUCUCAGUGAGCAAAUCAUCGCUAGGAUCCCUCGGAACCGUAACAAGUACAAGAAAUGGUUGAGGUCGAUGCGGACGGAGUACAGGGCUAAGGAACUCGCCCUCGAGAAACAUGUCCACCAGAUCUGCGACGAGUCCAAGCCCGAUUAUUCGAAAUUUGCCGAGUUCGUGGCCCUCCCAUCGGAGUUGCCACGGCUGGACGAACACUGCGACGCCAAAUUCUUCUACAUCAUCAACCUCGAUAAGGGGAUUCUCACCAUGAACCACACCAUCCACUGGAGCUUGUGCAACAUCCCACACCAGAGCGAUCUCUCACGGUCUACCUCGACACUUGCUCACAAGAAAGAGCAUAUGACCUCCCCGGCUUUGGAGAUUCCCAACCGAAAUAGAACGAUGGGUUAUGCCUACCGUGUCGUAACUCCGAAGACAAACAUUGAAGAACCGCGAAAAGCAUUCCUUACAUUCGUUCUAGCCAGGACGCUUAUCGAAUACCACAAAGAGAUCAGUCGAUAUGGGAGGGAAUGGGCUCCGGGCACGUUCCCUUCUCACGAGCUGAUCUUUGCCUUCGUUUCCAUCGCCUCUGGGCAGGCUAGAUUACACUCUUUCCCUGAACAGCCGUGCAAUCCACGAAAUUGCCGCGCCCGGAACUGCAAGUGGAAUCACCUCCCAAGGUCUCCAGGGUGGCUUAGUAAACCAUGGGCUGGCGCUAGCACUCCGUUGCUCGAGUUCGGCUCGCCGUCUCAUCGGCCAGGUGAGCCCGCAGGAGCGUCGCCCACGGAGACCAUGUACUGGUUCAAAGGCGUCCUUGUCAGCCUUACGCUAGUGGUUGACGAGGAGGCUAUUUCGGACGCCGUUACGUGGGGUAUUGAACAAAAACGAACAAACUUCCAGAUGGUCAUUUUGUCGCUGUUCAAAGUGGCGUUUGCCGAAGUUUCCCUUGACAACGAUGGAGACGGGAAGCCAGUUGUCAGGCUCAGCGAAUCUAUCAAUCUCUCGCCUAUACGCGCGGAACACUGUGCCGGCGCACAUCCCCGCGAGCGACCAGCGGGGUGGAAGGACGAACCGAGUCAGCCGGGUCAUAGUAUUCAUCGGUGUGCGGUCAUGGUACGGGCAACCUGCACUGGAACCGCGCAGGAACUGCGAGAGAACUUCCCCGGGCUCGCUGCGCUUGUCAACUUCUUCGAUGCCGCUACGAACCGCCUCCUCUACCACCGGAUUCUCGACUUCACCGACUACGAUACUUGGCACAACUGCUCGGUUGUGUCGCCACAGCUUCACGCCUACUGCCUUUUCAAGUACAGGCUUGACGACCGGCUGAGGAUUGUAGCUGGCCCUUUCGCAAAGCUGCAGGGGGUACAACUGCUGUCGUUCGACUUCGAGGACUUGGAAACAGGAGAGAUCCUUCCCAUGAUGCAGGUCCAACGGCAUUGCGGGGCGGAAAAGUAUCGUUGGAUGCCCCUCAUCGGCGGUGAACGGAAGGCCCUCAUGGUGGACGUGGUCGUCCAGUUUGGGCCGGCGGAUGAUGUGCCGGUGGGAGAGGAAAGUGGUGAUAGACGCACAUAA